Molecule: messenger RNA, 6761 nt
Organism: Oncorhynchus nerka (sockeye salmon)
Lineage: Eukaryota; Metazoa; Chordata; Actinopteri; Salmoniformes; Salmonidae
Gene: iqch
Product: IQ motif containing H
Exons: 23
Coding region: 141-3431 (1096 amino acids)
Molecular function (GO): protein binding
Source: RefSeq, a predicted model, not a curated record
UUUGUUGACAUGGGAAGUUGUCAACGCUUUCCACCACAAUAAAUAGCUAGCCAAUUAGCCAAUUAGCAAACCAUUGCCGCAUGUCACAUGCAAUGAGACUUUGAUCCUUUGAAAGUGUUUUUACAGAAACUGUCAAAUAAAUGGCUGACAUUCUUAAUAAACACUCAGAUGUGCUUGGAAACGUUUUAGUCCAGGUCCAGGAUGAUUUGAGACAGCUGAAGCGUAGCCUUGGCCGUAUCACCUUCCAUGAGAAGGGAGAAACCGUGGACCUCCAGGCCUUGGACGCUGCCAUCCGCAGGACAGAGAGUGGGAUCAGGAGGCGUGCAGAGCAGUAUCAGAAGACAGUCAAUAGGCAGGUACUGACACUUCCCAGCAUUGAAGACCUAGAGAAGAAGACUGUACAGAUCCCCAAAUGGAGGCCCCCCCUGGGGAGUAUCCCAGACAUGCAUCAUCAGAGAGGUCAGAGUGUGGGGGCUUCACCCGGGGAGAAGCACAAGGCAGCGUUGACCAUGCGUCUGCUGUAUAAUCCCGUUCAUCCAAAGAACAGGACUCUGAUGCACCAAAACUAUGGAAUUCAGCUUCCUGAUCUACGUAAGAGAUCGGCUACGACAGGGCCCACUCAAAGGGUAGUGACUGGUCCCACGGUGGGCAGCCUGGCUAUAGUGCCAGGAGGAGCAUGCAACAACCUGUACCUGGUACCACCUCUGUCUGAAGAAGACAUGACAGCAGGCAUUGCCAGUCUCCUGGAGAAGGGUCUAACCUCCUCAGAGAAGGGUUUAACCAGAGAUCUGUUCUGGACUGCUGUCCGCCCCACGGCUGCUCCGUUACACCGCAGAGAAGAGAGUUGCUCCUCCAAGAUAGCCCCGCCAGAGAGAACACCGUGGGGUCAGAAGGAAUUGAUCUGGGGCAAGGAUCCUGGCCCCUCCCACGGUCAUGUGGGAGGGGCCAGAGAACGCCCGUCCACCUGGACCAUCCACACCCCGCCCGCCUCCGCCAACUCCAAGACCUCCGAACACAGGCAAAUGACCCAGGGAGCCGUCCGGCUUGCACCCCUCAACCCUCAGUGUCUCCCUGCUCUGGCUUCCAUAUCCAUCAGUAAGUUGUCCUUCACCAUCCUGGAGGGCCACAUCAACCCUAUGGCCCCAGACUUCUGCCGCUUCAAGCAGCACUACUGUCUGUGCUGGGGCCUGCUGGUGGAGCUGUUGUCGGGGCUGGGGAGUCUUCUGAGGCGCUAUGCUGUCCCCAUGGCCAGGGUCGACGGAGAGAGGCUGGUACAGCUGGCACAGGGCGGGGAUCUGGACUGGGCCGUAGGAGGAGGAGGCAGUAGCUCGGUGGAGCGUCUCCUCUCGGUGAUAGAGAACAGAGAGGAGGUUUGGGACCUGGUGCACCGACCAGGGCAGCGCUACCGGGGGGAAGGAGGCACGGAGGCUGCCGCGAUACGGAUCCAGAGCUGCUGGAGGCGCCACUGGGCCCGCAACGCCUACCUGCGCCACCGCCAGAGGAAGUGGGCGGCAGGGACCAUCGCGAUCUCCUGGCUGAUGCACGCUCAACUGGGCCGCGUCAGGAAGAGCCUGCAGGAGAGCAAGAGGACACACCUAGAUAACUACCGCAUCAGGGGCCAGUAUCUGUCAGCCAACUGGAAACACAUCCAGGCUUCCAGAAGGACCAUCAUACACAUCCCAUCAUUAGGUUACUCCCAGCUGCAGCGUUUCAGCCUGAAGGGUUUUGACGUCCUGCAGAACAUCCAGAUGGGACGACUGUGUGAUGUCAGAGAUGAGAACGUGGAGGUGAUCUAUGUGUCUCCUGUGCGUCUGGGAGACGACCUGUCCCGGUAUUACACCAGACUGCUGGGUUUGCAACAGAGAGGCCAGGGAGGACUCCAGGAGGUAGACCCAGGGGACGGAUGGGGAGGAGGUUCCAGGACAACCCAGGCCUCCUGCACCAAACGCUUCACCAUCCUCACGCCUGACGCUCUGGAAGACUUUCCGACCCACAACAUGUGUCUGUCCACGCUGUUGAAGUACAGCCCUCGAACCCUGAGACGGAUCCGUAACCUGAUCCAGGGUCAGCAGGCCUACAUGGUGGGUGGUGUGGCCCACUUAGAUGACCUGGCGGUGGCUGAUGAGCUGGGGGUACCCCUCCUGGGGCCAGAACCUGCUGUGGCCCAGCUCUACAGCACCAAGUCUGGAGGCAGGAGGAUCUUUACUGGAGCAGGGGUCAACGUGCCCCCAGGACAGUGGGACAUAUACUCCUUACAACAGCUCCAUGAAACCCUGGCCCAGCUGUUGACAAACCACAUGGAGGUGAGGCGCUGGCUCUUCAAGAUGGACUCUGAGAUGGGUGGGCGGGGCACAGCAUACUGCGAUGUGUCUCACCUGAAUUGCUCUACCUGGGCUCAGCAGGAGUACAGCCACCACAGUCCUGAACGCUGGAGGACGGCCUGGGCUCAGGAGCCUGUUCUUAUGAAGUACCUGGAGGAGGUUCCAGAGUGGUUGUCCCACUAUGCCCAGCCUGUUAAGACCUCCUGUUACCCCACCUGGGCCUGUUUCCUGGACACCUUCCUUAGACAAGGUGGUGUAGUGGAGGGAUACCCUCCCUCAGACAGUGUUACCUGUCUAACAGUAGACUUGCUACUGCAGCCAGACGGGGAGGUCACCGUGCUGUCCUGUGGAGACCAGCUCCACGGCCCCAGUGAGUUGGAGACUGCAGGAUCCUCAGUGCCUCAAGCCUCUGUGUGUCCUGAUGCCCUACACACCCUCUGUCUCCGUGUGGGACAGGCCUGUCUUCAACGCCACAUCAUCGGACAUGUCUCUAUGGACCUGGCCACAUUCCUGGACCCUAGGACACUGGAGCAGCAGGUGUGGGCAGUGGACCUGGACCUGAGCUAUAGUAACCAGUUGGCCAUGACCCAGCUGAUGCUCAUGAUGACGGGGGGAAGCCUGGACUGUCGGACCAGUCGUCUGGAGGUCCCCCUCACCAAGCCCUUCCUGCGUCAGAAAGGAUCCAAAGAAACUGCUCUCCCAGCGGUGGCCAGUCGCUAUGCUGUCCUGGGGAGCCGGCUGCUCCACACCAACCUGUCCAUGGUGCACUAUAGUGUCUUCUUCCAGAUGUGCAAGGCUCAAGGCAUCGGCUUCGACAUCAAGGAAAAACAAGGCACGGUCUUUGUUCUCCACGACAGCUGUGAGCGAUACAGUCUGGGGAUGGUAACCGUCGGUGACGACCUCCAGGGAGCCCUGAUGACCUUCGCUCGUAACCUGUCCGUCAUCCAUCAGGAGAUAUCAGCUCCCAACAUGCAGGGAGAGACUAACUUUAAGGACCUGAUUAGAGACAUAGAAGAGGUUUUGGGAAUGACCGUCCAGAAUAAAGCCCAGGUGACCGAGGAAGAAGAGAAGACUGCUGCUGUCGCUGUCCGGACUAAACUGGAUCACUGACCCCCCUCCUCCCACACACACACACACUACUAGGAUGACUUAGUCACUUUAACGGAAGAAAUGCGACCGUUUUGAUCAGAUCAAUGCCAAUUAUUCCAACUGAUCAUUUCAAACCCUAUUAUCUAUUUCUAUUCUAUUUCUAUAUGUAUUUCAUAGAGUUUAUCAUACUUACUAGGGACAAAUACAUUAUUCUAUCCUUGGACAACUGUGAACUCUGUUAUUGUGUGAUUGUUCGAACUGUAACCUAAACACAAUCAGGGAACAAGUUGUAUUUAGAGCUAAAAACAUUUAAAAAAUACUUUAUUAUAGAUACAAAUAUGCAUUUAAUGUAGAGAGUCGUUUGUCAAAAAAACUGACCUUAGAAAUAGCAGCAGAAGGUGAAUGUUGAACUGUUGUUGUACCCCAGGAUUUAUCAUGCAGCGUCGGUACAACGAAGCCGGCGGGCUGAUCGAGGCGUUAUAGGGGGAGGGUUCAGAGGAUCCCGGAUAGGUUAGCACCUUGAGUUGAAAGUUGAUCGACAAAAAACACAAGGUUUCCAAACUCUGACAGAACGGACACGAGACUCUAUCGAGCAGCGAUGUCUUUCUCUUCAGAGGAGACCGUUGGCCAAGUACGAUAAUACACAGACUUGUUAGGCUUAUUUUCCUGUGUUGACAAGCUAGCUUGCUAACUAGCGCUAGCUUGGUGGGCCUAAUAUUAUGCAGCGGCCAUAAGCUAGCUUGCUAACUAGCGCUAGCUUGGUGGGCCUAAUAUUAUGCAGCGGCCAUAAGCUAGCUUGCUAAAGAAAGGACAGGCUGCUUCCUGCAGCAACUCCGUCAACCAACGACCAGUUUUGGACGGUCCAACUUCACUGGGCGGUACAGGGAGCCAACUACCAGAUGCUGAGGACGGGCUGCUUCCCCUUUAUCAAGUAACAAAGUCACAGAACCUGGACUUUAAAGACAAGUUCUUCAGCGUAUUUAAAGUCACCAAUUUAGGUCAGUGAGAAAAAGCCAAAGGGGGACUGGUGACCUCAGCAUACAGUUGAAGUCAGAAGUUUACAUACACCUUAGCCAAAUACAUUUAAACUCAGUUUUUCACAAUUCCUGACAUUUAAUCCUAGUAAAAGUUCUCUGUCUUAGGUCAUUUGGGAUCAUCACUUUAUUUUAAGAAUGUGAAAUGUCAGAAUAAUAGUAGAGAGAAUUUUUUAUUUCAGCUUUUAUUUCUUUCAUCACAUUCCCAGUGGGUCAGAAGUUUACAUACACUCAAUUAGUAUUUGGUAGCAUUUCCUUUAAAUGGUUUAACUUGGGUCAAACGUUUCGGGUAGCCUUUCACAAGCUUCCCACAAUAAGUUGGGUGAAUGUUGGCCCAUUCCUCCUGGCAGAACUGGUGUAACUUAGUCAGGUUUGUAGGCCUCCUUGCUCGCACACACUUUUUCAGUUCUACCCACAAAUGUUCUAUAUGAUUGAAGUCAGGGCUUUGUGAUGGCCACUCCAAUACCUUGACUUUGUUGUCCUUAAGCCAUUUUGCCACAACUUUGGAAGUCAAUGUCCUUUUGGAAGACCCAUUUGUGACCAAGCUUUAACCUGACUGAUGUCUUGAGAUUUUGCUUCAAUUUAUCCACCAAUUUUUUUUCCUCAUGAUGCCAUCUAAUUUGUGAAGUGCACCAGUCCCUCCUGCAGCAAAGCACCCCACAACAUGAUGCUGCCACCCCGUGCUUCACGGUUGGGAUGGUGUUCUUCAGCUUGAAGGUCUCCACCUUUUUCCUCCAAACAUAACGAUGGUCAUUGUGGCCAAACAGUUCUAUUUUUGUUUCAUCAGACCAGAGGACAUUUCUCAAAAAAGUACGAUCUUUGUCCCCAUGUGCAGUUGCAAACCGUAGUUGGGCUUUUUUAUGGUGGUUUUGGAGCAGUGGCUUCUUCCUUGCUGAGCGGCCUUUCAGGUUAAGUCGAUAUAGGACUGGUUUUACUGUGGAUAUUGAUACUUUUGUACCUGUUUCCUCCAGCAUCUUCACAAGGUCCUUUGCUGUUGUUCUGGGAUUGAUUUGCACCAAAGUACGUUCAUCUCUAGGAGACAGAACGCGUCUCCUUCCUGAGCGGUAUAUGACGGCUGCAAGGCCCCAUGGUGUUUAUACUUGCGUACUAUUGUUUGUACAGAUGAACGUGGUACCUUCAGGCGUUUGGAAAUAGCUCCCAAGGAUGAACCAGACUUGUGGAGGUCUACAAUUUUUUCCGGGGUCUUGGUUGAUUUUCCCAUGAUGUCAAGCAAAAAGGCACUGAGUUUGAAGGUAGGCCUUGAAAUACAUUCUCAGGUACAUCUCUGAUCGACUCAGAGGAGAGGAGCAUCUAGACACUGUAGGGGAGAGGAGCGUCUAGACACUGCAGGGGAGAGGAGCGUCUAGACACUGCAGGGGAGAGGAGCGUCUAGACACUGCAGGGGAGAGGAGCGUCUAGACACUGCAGAGGAGAGGAGCGUCUAGACACUGCAGAGGAGAGGAACGUCUAGACACUGCAGAGGAGAGGAGCGUCUAGACACUGCAGAGGAGAGGAACGUCUAGACACUGCAGGGGAGAGGAGCAUCUAGACACUGCAGGGGAGAGGAGCGUCUAGACACUGCAGGGGAGAGGAGCGUCUAGACACUGCAGAGGAGAGGAGCGUCUAGACACUGCAGAGGAGAGGAACGUCUAGACACUGCAGAGGAGAGGAGCGUCUAGACACUGCAGAGGAGAGGAACGUCUAGACACUGCAGGGGAGAGGAGCAUCUAGACACUGCAGGGGAGAGGAGCGUCUAGACACUGCAGGGGAGAGGAGCGUCUAGACACUGCAGAGGAGAGGAACGUCUAGACACUGCAGGGGAGAGGAGCAUCUAGACACUGCAGGGGAGAGGAGCAUCUAGACACUGCAGGGGAGAGGAGCGUCUACACACUGCAGGGGAGAGGAGCGUCUAGACACUGCAGGACAGGGGAGAGGAGCAUCUAGACACUGCAGGGGAGAGGAGCGUCUAGACACUGCAGGACAGGGGAGAGGAGCAUCUAGACACUGCAGGGGAGAGGAGCAUCUAGACACUGCAGAGGAGAGGAACGUCUAGACACUGCAGGGGAGAGGAGCAUCUAGACACUGCAGGGGAGAGGAGCAUCUAGACACUGCAGGGGAGAGGAGCGUCUAGACACUGCAGGGGAGAGGAGCAUCUAGACACUGCAGGGGAGAGGAGCAUCUAGACACUGCAGGGGAGAGGAGCGUCUAGACACUGCAGGGGAGAGGAGCGUCUAGACACUGUAGGGGAGAGGAGCGUCUAGUCACUGCAGGACAGGGGAGAGGAGCGUCUAGUCACUGCAGGACAGGGGAGAGGAGC